This is a messenger RNA of Bipolaris oryzae ATCC 44560, 1755 nucleotides long. RefSeq lists its product as uncharacterized. The record is from RefSeq and is a predicted model, not a curated record. NCBI's taxonomy places the organism in Eukaryota, Fungi, Ascomycota, Dothideomycetes, Pleosporales, Pleosporaceae. Gene Ontology annotation, molecular function: transmembrane transporter activity. The coding region runs from base 1 to 1755 and encodes 584 amino acids. Gene Ontology annotation, biological process: transmembrane transport. The transcript has 2 exons.
AUGCCUUCGUCAAGGCGACCGGCCAUUGAGGCGCGACGGUCCACGCUCCACUACGAGACUUUUCCCACAGUUCCCCCCAGGACCCGCGGCCGACCACCCUCGACAUCGCCGUCCCCCCGCCAUGGCCGCGACUCGCAAGACGGCCAAAGCCAUCACGAGUCGCCCCUGCCGACCAGACAGCUUAUUGUGUUGGCCAUCAUAGCGCUUGCCGAGCAGACUGCCCUCAACUCAAUCAGCCCAUACCUUCCAGAGAUGACGGCCUCGUUCCCCGAAGUCAAGCAGGGCCAAGGAGGUCUGUACGUGGGACUCAUUGCCUCGUCGUUUGCCUUGGCCCAGUUCACUACAAACUUCUUCUGGGGCUGGCUUUCGGACAAGAUUGGGCGCAAGCCCGUCAUCAUCAUGGGCACUUUCAUGACCAUGUGCUGUUUCCUUUUAUUCGGCUUCUGCACAAGGCUGUGGCAUGCUAUACUCGUACAGGCGCUCAUGGGCUUCGUCAAUGGCAAUUCUGGCGUUGUGUCGACAUGCCUAGGCGAAAUCACGGACCGGAGUAACCAGUCGCGCGCCUUCACCUAUCUGCCUGUCGUCUACGGCAUUGGUGGUAUCACAGGUCCCAUUGUCGGAGGCUUGUUGGUUCUCUACAAGAACCCCUUUUCUCACAGCAAUGCCAAUCCGUAUCCAUAUCUCCUACCAAAUCUCUUCUCAGCGCUUGUUCUAGCUGUCGAUUUGGUCGUGUGCAUCAUCUUUUUGGAAGAAAGCCUAGAGGAAGUCAAGAACCUCCCUCCUCUGGGAAAAAGACUGGGCAAUUUGUUCUCAUGGAUAUGGCAAUUCACCAGCUCGACUCGACCAACUUAUGUACGGCGCCUGUUUGGCCAACAAAAGGACCGCGACUCUCCGCAUCUACGCAGCAUAGGUGAAGAUGAGGACGAAGACCAUAUUGAAGACGACGACGUGUCGGACACGUCUGGCGAAUCUGCGCCUGCACUAUUUCCGCACGCCAACAGCGAAGAGCUUACACGAAAGGAGGUUUUGAAUCGCGACACGGUGCUGCUGCUGGUGACAUACUUCAUCUUUCAACUAGCCAACAUUUCUUAUAAUUCCUUAUAUCCUAUUUUCGCCGAGGAGCAACCACCGACCGGGCGCGGCUUAAAGCCAGAAGCAGUUGGCUUGUCGCUGUCAUUUGCAGGAGCCAUCACGAUACUAUUUCAAGUGGGGAUAUUCGGACGAUUACGAGGCAAGCUAGGCAACAAAAUGGCAUACAGGGUUAGCUUGGGUCUGUUUAUUGCAGCGUUUGGACUGAUGCCGUGGGUGGGCUAUAAAGACAGCAACCCAUACAAAGGCAUUGGCUCGGGCGCAGGAUGGUUGUGGUUUGAGCUUGGGGUGGUAUUGGUCAUCAAGACAGUCGCAGGUGUCGGCGGCUUGACGGCUGCGCUUCUUAUGAUUACAAACUCGGCACCCAACCAUAACGUUCUCGGGACGCUCAACGGCCUUGCACAGACGCUCUCUGCUGCCGGACGAGCAGCAGGGCCAUUUGUUUCGGGCUCGCUGUUUACGGCUGCGACAAAGUUGAAGCCCAAGGGAGAGGUUUUGCCGUUUGGCAUCUUCGCUGGCAUUGCGCUCGUCGGUUUCGUGCUGAGUUUUGGCAUCCGUGGUGAAGGGCUAGAGGCCGAAGGAUGGUCCGACGAGGACAACGACGAAGACGAAGAGGAGGGUGGUGGUGAGGAGGCGGACGAGGGCACAGGCCUGUUACGAAAGUGA